GCAGACCUGACAAGCACAGGAGGAGGGGAGAAGAAGGGCAGAGGAGGUGAAGUGGAGGAGGAAGAAAACACUUUUAGCCCUUUUCCCUCCCGGUUGAUUGUCUUUACAGAUCUGGAGCUGCUGCCUGUACCUCGGUCGCUCCUCCCAAUGCAAUGGCCAACGCUGUGUAGCUAUAGUUUUAUUUCGGGGCCAUAAAAGAGAUCUACUGCACCUUAACCUCAGAGAGAGACAGAGAGACAGAGAGACAGAGAGAGAGAGAGAGAGAGACAGAGAGAGAGAGAGAGAGAGAACACAGACCUGAGCAGCUCUGUUAUUGUUUGUCUCGCCUUUUGGAAAGAAGGUAGGUGAAUCCCACUCGAGGGGAUUUCAGUGUGGAUAACUUCAAGCAGGUGCUAUGGAUCUGCAGAGUGUCCUGUGCUGGAGAGCCGCCCUGCUGCUUCUCUUGAUGCCAUGCGGGUGCCGGUGUGUGUCGGUGCACAUCCUCAACGAGGAGCCGCUGCACGUCAUCCCCGGCUCGGGUCUGGUUCUGAAAGCCAGCAUCCAGCCGGGGCCCCUGGAAAAGGUCUCGUUGGUAACCUGGGAGCGGGAGGCCGAAACCGGAGCUGCUCCCACGACAGAGACGCUGGCCACUUGCCCUGGCGUUGGCUCCAAGUGCUCUGAUACGAAGCCAAAUGUCCGUGUGGACGUGGAGCAGCAGGGGACGACUCUUCAGAUUAAUGGAUACAGCAGAGCGGACAGCGGCGUGUACGCGGUGACUGUGACGGAUCACAGGGGAGCCAAGACCACCGCUCACUGCAUCGUCAGGGAAUACGAGCCCGUGCACCACGUCUCCGUCAGCGUCAACGUGACUCACUCCUCGCUGGUGUGCGGCGAGGCCUGGGGCACGGACCCACACUUCAGCUGGCUCCACGAGCGAGUCGCCAUCAGCACGACAGUCGGAAAAGUCUCCGGAGACGGGUCCAUGUUGUCGGUGACCAUGAGCCCCAUUUGUGGCCACUUCACCUGUAUGGUUAGCAACAAGAUGGGCUACAGUUCAGCCACCUACACUGCAGCACCGUGCGAGACGGAAGGCAGAGGGAUGACGGCGGCUGUCGUGUGCCUCGUUCUCCUGCUGCUGCUCGGAGGAGCGCUGGCACUUCUGCUGUGGCGGUACGGUAACGCACACACAGCGACAGGCACAGACACAAAUCUCAUUUCAGGCUCUGGUCAUAAAGCCAAACACUGAGGGGAAAUAAGAGUCUCGUAGCAAGCUGCAUUUAAAAAAAACAAGUCAGUGUGCAUAAUGAGAACUAGAUGCUGCACAGCCAGAGUCCUCCCACGUGAUCCGUCUGCCGACAACACAACGAGCAUGCUCACUAAAAAGGUUUGUCACCGCUGUGUGAUCUGAGAUUUCACGCGGCUUCUUUUUCAGGCGACGCCGGCACAACAACAGAGGAGACGGCCUGCACGAGCGUUUGGAAGAAACCAUCUGAGAGGAAAAAAGACCCACAGCCUCACUUCCUGUCCUGGGAGCGGUAUGACCUCACACUGCGGUGGAACAAUGUGAAGAGUGAACUGCUCGCUGGGAGAUAAAGACACUAAAUAAAUAUCUGAAACUGGACAUUCAGCUCGACGGGCCAGCAGCGUCGCUACACUUCCUCCUGCUAGGCUGUAUCUGACUCUGUAUUUGAAUAGUGAAAGCACUGAUAAUUUUUGUAUAUCGUCUAUCCUUUGUAUUUAACAUGUACUUGCCUUCAUAAUAAAACCGCUUUUCAAUAUGU
Messenger RNA from Pleuronectes platessa (European plaice), 1760 nucleotides. RefSeq lists its product as uncharacterized. The transcript is spliced from 5 exons. Bases 395 to 1225 code for a protein of 276 amino acids. Lineage: Eukaryota; Metazoa; Chordata; Actinopteri; Pleuronectiformes; Pleuronectidae. The record is from RefSeq and is a predicted model, not a curated record.